AAAAUGGGGCACAAGCGGGGAAUGUCGGGCGAAAAGGAAGUCUCUUUGAUUUUCAGCUGGGCCGCAAUUAUCCCUCUUGCACGUUCCACAUACCGGAAUUAGAGCAGUUGGAUCGUUACGAUCCCUUUCCUCUUUUCCACCACUUUCUCAUGUGGUAUCACGUGAGAAUGUAUGAAAAGAUUCCUCGGGAGAGAUAUCUAUAGAUUAUAGUACGACGCUCUAGAAAAUGUGUCUAUGCGGCGAUCAACGAAGGGCCCCUCGUACGCGCUAAAAUGCCACUUGGGCGCAUCGAAUUUCGCUUAAAUUCUCUGUUGAAAUUCACUUUUGAAUUACGCUACCAAAACUAAAACUCUUUAAAACUGUUGCUAGUUUGGAAAUUAUUCGAUCCUGUGUCGUAGAAUUGAUUAGGAAAAAAAAAGAAAAACAAAAAAAAACAAAAAAAAAAAAAAAGAAAAAGAAAUCUUUUAAGCCACGGCUUUCGUAAUAUCGUGCUCGAAUACGUGCAGACGUAUCGAAUAUUUUCAAUACAAAUGUUGACGAAUGUGGAAAUUCUAUAAACAUUUCUGUGCAAACUCCAAGGAGAUUUCUUUGUUCAUUCGCUUCGUAUGCGAUGCUUUGAUGUAUGGGAAUGAAAACGGUUUCCUAUGGAAUUUUACUUCCCACUCAUCUCGCAUACCCAUUUUUAAUCUCUUUGUGACGAUAAACACAUCCGCAACCCCGACCGACUAUUCCCAGGUUAUUUCUCUCUAUCGCACGAAAGGGUCCUAUCGUGCAAAAGAAAGAAGAACGCGCGGCGUGAAAUCAAUAUCUCGGCGUACCGUAUUUCGAAAAAUUUCCGUCCAUCGAAUCUAUACGAUACGGGACAUACUGAUCAAUAUCUUGUACCUACUGCAAUAUUUAGGUAUCGAUGAUAGAUAUGGAAUUAUUAUUGGAAAUACGAUCAAUGCGCUUGCAAAUAUUCCAUCGAUUCCAAUCCUAAAGUCUCAGAUACGGGCAAUAAGAUACUUUCAAAGGUGUAGAUAUCGCGUGCGAUAGAUAAAGGUCCUUGAUCUUUCGCGAGGAUCCAUGAAACGAUAUCGGGGUUGAUCGGGGACAAUAUUUAAGUUAACGAUCUCCUCUUCUCGUCAUUCUUCUCGUCUUCUCACGAAAUUUAAUACAGUACUUAUUUCUACCAAGUGAUCAUUCCGAUAAGGCUUAAUUAUCUCGUAUAAAUUAUUUUUAAUGUCACCUUGUCUCGUCUAAUUAAAUUUCGACAGAAUGAAAAAAAAAAAAAAAGAAAAAUGAAAUGGCGUUUAAAUAACGUUAAUUAAAUUGAGAAAUGAAGUUAUAUUAUACUCUUACCGCUAUCUAGACGCCUCGCUAGAUCCCGUCUCGUCUUAGUCUCGUUUUAAGAUCUAUCUCGUUUUGUGUCAUUUUCUUAAAUAUUCCAAAAGCCAACGAAUAUCAAUAGAUUGGGACUGGAAAAGAAUAGAAUAUACAUAUCCAUACGUUCCUUCCCCGAUAGAAUUAUAUACAUAAUACAUAGGUAUGUAGUUCGCGCACGAUUGGCUACGAUACCCAAUAAAGGUCUUUCGAUAAAGCUUCGAAAAACGGAUCCGAUUUCUCGGCGAUAUCUUCGGCGAGUGACCCAUUCUAUUUCGUUUCCCAAGUCAAAAGUACCCUUGUCUCGGCCUUCUCUCUCUCUCUCUCUCUUUCUCUCUCUCUCUCCCUAGUCUACCUUCAAAGCUCUUCUUUCAUAAGAGUUUGGCAUCUCGUGUAUCCAUCGAUAGGGAUCCGCGAGAUAUUGUGCCUGUGUGUACGUCCGAACAUCACGAAUUCUAAAAAUUGCGAAUUUUUAUGGACGGCUCUUUGCCCAAUUGAUCAGAAUGUAACAAGAAAGGAUCCUCGAUACGUAAAAAGAAACAUCUGUCGUAUCAUCUUUCGUGUACAACUCUGUAUAUAUAUAUAUAUAUAUAUAUAUAUAUAUAUACAUAUAUAUAAAUGCGUAUAUAUAGUAUUAUUACAUAUAUAUCAGAGAACGUCCGUGUGCCAUUUAGAGAAUAUGAUAUUACAAAUGUACGCCGAGCGCCUUAUUACGUGGGAAUAUAUUUCUCGUGAUCCACUAAAUCAUCGCGUUAGGAAAGGUCAAGACUAUCCAGGGACUUUGAUAUAUUAUAUAUAACUAGACGAGAAAAGACUUUUUUAUAUUUAUAGACGCCGAUCAUCGAUUUUCCCCGUUUACGCAGUUCUUAUAGAUUUCAAGAAGCAUUCGAUUCUUUAAUGCGAUAUAACGAGAGUGCUAUCUCUUUCGCUUAAAUCGGCGAGAAAAAAAAAUUCAUGACGGAUGAUAUUUUAUCAAUUGACUACCGUCGUUGACAAUGAACUUUUAUCACCGUUGGCUCGCUAAUUACGAAAGCUGAACAAUCGGAAGAAGUCCGUAGAGAUGAGAUUGACUCGCCAGUUGAGCUUAGGCGACGCACGCUCCUUCUCGUAUAGAAGAACGUAUAGAAAAACUCGAGUAGAGGGAGAGAGAGAGAGAGAGAGAGAGAGAGAGAGAGAGAGAGCAUAUUAUACGUAGCACUAGUCUUUCAUCCCACCCAUAUAAUCGCACACACACACACACAUCUCUCUCUGCCCUCCAUAUAUUUAUCUUCGCAUAUCUGUCGAUUCUCUUAUGCGAUAGAAGGAGAGAAAAUGGGGCUAACUGGAAGGGGGCUGUUAAUACAUCGAACCACGUAUGAACCGUAUAUGUACGUUCACGGUCAGUAGGUAUUUAUCGUAUGCAUACCAACGUGUGCGGAGUAUCGUGUGGUCUAUCGUGUGGCGGAAAGUUCACGUAGAGACACGUGGUCGAGCGGUUAACCAUGCACACAUGCGCCGUACGCCUCAUCACCUACGCACAAAUCUACGAUACAGGCAUAUAUCCUAUACUCUACGUGGUAAGCAGCCGCGCCGCAUUCACCUGUCCAGCACACGUAGCAGCGACACGUAGCUGACACUUUUCUAUCCUUAAUAACAGUAUCCUAUAUACGACACGAGAGACAGGUACGGUGUUCGAAACAUACGCGUAUCUUAGUCGUAUAAACGUGGAAUCGAAAGGCGCAAGCGCCAAGUAUUCCCUCUCCCUUUCUCUUUAUAGAGCGCGUGUGCGCGCGCCUACACGGACAAAAUGACGAUGACGGGUAGACGAGUUGAAUCGAGCUUUUCCAGGUCCACGAAGCGCAGGCGCGCUGAACCGACAUCGUAUUGCAGGAUUCUGCAAAGACCAGAGGGGUCUUUCAUCCCUCUUCAUUUCCCUCUCCUCCUCCUCCUCCCCAAAGCCCCAUUUACUACAUUCUCUUGGCUCGGCAUUCCAUCUCUUUCUCCUACCUCCUCUCUUCACCCUAUCCCUACUGUCUUUCGAUCUCCCUGCCACUCCCCUUUUUUCAACCGUCGAUGGCCGUACGUGCGUACGCCUGCGUAUACGUCGCCACUAUUUAGUACCACGUUUUACUACUGAUACUUACGACCUACUACGCGCAGCGGCGUACCGCACGCUUUUUCAUUUCUCUUUGAACUUUGAUCGACGAAAAGAAUCCUCUACAAUGAAUUAUUUUCAUUUUCUCGGUUGGUAUUUGACGAACGAUUCGAUCGGAGAAAAGUCCAUCUUCAUUCUUAUCUCCUCUUAAGGAGGACAAAUUUCUAUGAGAAGUUUGAUGCGAAGAUCGCGAGGUCUUCGAAGCAAUGGGCGAAGAUAAGGGUGACGGUGGUAGAGCGUAGAUAAAUGUUAAAUCUCUCUCUCUCUCUCUCUCUCUCUCUCUCUCUCUCUCUCCCUCUCUCUCUCUCUCUGAGAUCAUGAUCGUACGUCUCAGAGAACGAGAAAAAUAAAGAGGAUGGGGCUGGGGUGGAAAGGGCAGAAAGAAAGACACACAUGGAAGUGACAGACGAUUCGAGCGAAAGAGAUAGAAGGGAAGACGAAAGAGGGGAUGUAUCGAAAAGAAAUCAGGGACUGAACCCCGGCGUUGAACGAGGACAUGGAUAGACGUAGAAAAAGAAGUGGGUGGAGAUGGUGGACGGACGCGAAGCAGGAAAGAGGUUGUACGGUGACGUCAUGGUGGAUCGAUAGUUACCCACACUCCAUGGCUCGCGAGAGUAUUACGCGGGAAAAGCGCGUGCGCGGCUUCCGUACGCUUCCAAGUACUUCUUCCCGCCAUAUUAGCCACUAUGGGAUAGACGAGGAUGUGCGACAGGGGUGGCACAGGGUGCUUUUUCUCCCGUAAGGAGGGCCGGGGGGAAGUGAUAGACAUAAGCGCAAGUCCUGGAAGGCAAGCUCCUACCAACCAGUUGCGCCCCAAGGAACCACCAUCUUUGGUCAUCCAGGGAGACUUCCGAAAAAUAAGCGGGAUCAGUUCGGACAUCUUCAAGCAAAUCGAAACGGUCGAGAACGAUCAUGACGCCUCGACGGCAGCGGCCCUCGAAGCUGUUGAGCAAAGGGGUGACAUGGUCGUUCGCGUCAUCGAGCCCCGUCAAAUGGGCAGACAAGUGUCCGAAGCGGCAAAGAAAUUCAUUGCGAUGCAGGAUCCUAAACAUCCUAUCCACCUUGUUGAGAUAAUUAAAAGGCCGGGACAGACGCUUGGCUUAUAUAUACGCGAAGGUAAUGGCGUUGACAGAAACGACGGCGUCUUCAUCUCAAGGAUAGCAUUGGAAACUGCCGUCUAUAACAGUGGCUGCUUGAAGGUAGGCGACGAGAUCCUCGCGGUAAAUUUAGUCGAUGUGACGCACAUGAGCCUAGACGACGUCGUUAUUAUCAUGUCGAUACCGAGGAGGCUCAUUCUCUCGACUAGACACGGUCCCCAUCAAGCUGUCUCUCAUAGUCGUCAGGCUGAGCACAAAGCACCACCGGUGGUAGUGAUCAAGAGGGAACUGAACGAAGACGAGAGCGACCACGCUACGAGUAAUCAUGUCAGAGACAGUAGUCGCAGACGAGGCGACGGACGAGAAAUGUUGCCCUCCCGAUCGCAACUAGGCCUUACGGGUUUGGGAUCGAGUCAAGAUUUGGGUUCUAGUAACGGCGAUCUUUAUUACAAUUCGAGACCGGAAGGACAUUGGUCUUAUCAACCACCACCACCACCUGUCAUCACCCAUCAACCGAAACCUGCGACUGCACAACAUUUUCAACCUUACGAGCGUGGUUAUCCGAAGACAUUGGAAAGUCUGGCCGAGAAAGAUUUUACGAAGGUACACUCCUUCUAUACUGGGCCAGUGAUGCCAUCGAACGAUGGACGUCGAAUGUCCACCGGUGGCGGAAUGCAAUCGGUCGCAGGAAGAUUGUCAGGGCAGACUCAGUCCUCUCAUUAUGGUUAUUCUCAGCAUGCCGGCAGUGGAAGGAUCAUUCCAAGAAGCGGUUCGGAUCAACAUUUGCCGCGCGUCGAUUACGCGAGCAUAACGAUGCCAGCUCGUCAUACUCUUCUAAGAUCGAGCUUAAAAUCGGGAACGUCGGCAUUGAGAUACAACACCAGAUACGGGACUCAAGCGGACACGCCGUCAAUCACCCCACGGCGAAAUCCAGUCGGUACUUUGACCAGGAGACACAGACCAUCUUUGGAUUAUGCUUCCGAUACCGAGGCCACGUGUUCGAGUUCACCGAAAUCUGCCUACUAUUAUUACAGACACAAUAUGAAUAAUCCACCAUCGAGCAGUGCCGUCUCCCAUCUUGCGACCCUUUCGAGAUCGCAAAUUGGUCAGGGUAUGGCGGGACUGAGAUCGAACUCUUUGCCCCGAAGUGGUAGAACGUUGCCGCAACAGCCAGGUAUCAGGUCGGGUCUCAGUACGGUGGCAUCAGGAUUGAUCGAUCAGGAAGACAGCGAUGGUGCUUUAUCGGCCCCAGAAUUGCCUUCGAUUAGACGAGACAGGGGUAGGAUACCAUCGUCGCCUAGCGUAUUCACUUCCGACGAAUAUCGAGCGUGGUUGAGCAGGACGCCUAGCACGAGCGCACUGUACGAGCAAAUCAGGGCCACCACAAAUCGACCACCACGUUAUACCUAUAGCGCUGAAAAUAUUCACGCGGCGGUCAAUCAAGGCGAUUAUGGUAGUUACGGGGCGUACAGACCACUUUCUAGUACGUUGGACCGACUCUCAACGAGAUCUGCCUCGGCGCAACAAGUUAAUUUGGCGAAUUUGAGAGCGUCGACGGCUAUUAGUUCGACGUGUCAUCGGGGUACAGGCAAUCCUAGGCCGGCAUCGGUGGCUACAAGCGCACGUUCCUCUUUGACAAGUCAAAAACCGUCGUUAGGAAGCUCAGCGAGUCAAAGGGCAACAUCAGUUAGAAGAAUUAGAAACUUAUUAGACCUUGAAUCUACGAGAAGUAUACCGACCCCCACACCUACCAGAACUCAGGAUCAAAGACUGCUAGAUAUUAAUCCUGCAGAGUUCCUCAAGUAUAAGAUAGAAAAGCCACCGACAGUGGGUACUCCGAGUUCGACCAGUUCCCUCUUGAGUUCACUCGGGGAGACCAGCGGUGGUGAUCUGGCAGGUGGGGUCAGUGGAUUGCUCUGGGUACACUUAUUAGCGGGUCGCGGCCUUCGUUCGACUACAACCUCCUCGGCAGCAACUACACCCUCAACGCCAUCGGGUCAGCCUAAUUUAGCUAGCUGCGGCCUGAGAGACUUAUAUUGCGUAUUGGAGUGUGACAGAGUGCACAAAGCACGGACCGUAGUGCGAACGGGCGAUUUGAUGUUCGAUUGGGACGAAACCUUCGAGCUGGAUCUCGUAGGAAAUCGGCAGCUGGAUCUGCUCGUAUAUUCUUGGGACCCACAAUAUCGGCACAAACUUUGUUAUAAAGGAUCCGUACACUUGGCGACACUGCUUAAGGAAGCGGCGAUGCAUCAGUUGGCGGUUAAGGUCGAGCCUCGAGGUACAAUCUAUUUAAGACUGCGAUAUACCGACGCCCAGCAAACUUUCAGACGGAGGGGAUUACCAGUUAUAUCCCUCGCUACCAGAGUAGCUCCUUUGUUCGGAGUCGAUCUCGAUACCGUCGUUAGUCGAGAGUCAAAGACUGGAGGAGUUCCCGGUGGUGUUUCCACGGCACUAGCAAUGGGAGUUCCAAAUGUACCGAUAAUAGUUUGGCGAUGCGUCGAGGAGGUUGAAAGGAGAGGCUUGGAUAUUAUAGGUUUGUAUAGACUUUGUGGCUCGGCAACAAAAAAGAGGAUAUUAAGGGAAGCUUUUGAACGAAAUGCACGAUCGGUCAAUCUAUCACCCGACAACGUACCAGAUAUAAACGUCAUCACCGGCGUACUGAAAGAUUAUUUACGUGAACUUCCGGAGCCGCUCUUUACUAAAUGUCUCUAUCAAAUGAUGGUCGACGCACUGGCCGUUUGUUUGCCCGAUGAUCCACAAGGCAACGCUAAACUCAUGUUCAGUAUAUUGGAUUGUUUGCCUAAAGUUAACAGAUGUACAUUGAUUUAUUUAUUAGACCACUUGGCAAUGGUCGUUUCUCAAUGUAACAAAAUGUCACCAGCGAGUUUGGCUGUCUGUUUUGGACCAGUACUCAUGUUACACUCCGAAGAAGGUGGUCCUCCGUUGGAUUUCCAACAGCCGAUAGCUGUAUUGAAAUAUCUAUUGGAAAUAUGGCCAAUUAAGUCAGUUCGGAAGACUUCUUCAGUCGGUUCAGCGCUUCCUCGAGUUACGCCAGCAACCGAGCACAGCAACAGUCAGCAACAAGUGGACCAACAGCAGCAGCAGCAGCAUCAUCACCAUCACCAUCAGCAGCAGCAGCAGCAGCAGCAGCAGCAGCAGCAGCAGCAGCAGCAGCAGGUACAGCAACAGGUACAACAACAGGUACAGGGAACAUUGGGUCGAACAGGGCUGCUUUGGCAGCAGCCACCCUCACUUCAUCGUCCACCCCAAACUACAGCAGCCGAAGCCCUCGCACCCUCCAUUCGUCCGCCUCCGCCGCCGCCAAUCAAGCCUCGACAGGUGAUAGUCUCGUCUCCCGGUUCACCUAGCAGCGAGGAGUCGGAAGCCUCGCCGGAGCCGAUUGACAAGAGCCUCCUAGGGGGUUUGGGAUUUGAGAAGGUCGGGGAAACUACUACCACGACGGCUGGCUCGAUCAUAGCGGGUGCGGGUGCGGGUUCGGGUGUGGGAGCGGGCGCGAUCGCGAUCGCGACCGAACAAAUGACGCCUACGAGCAGCGUCGACACGGAGGAAGCCCGUAUCUUGGAAGAGCCCGAGAAAGGUGCCGAAGGAGACGUCGAGGCAAGCGACGACGAUCGCCAUCAGCAACAGCCACAGCGACAGCACCAGCAGCAGCAGCACCAGCAGCAACAACAACAACAACAACAACAACAACAACAACAACAACAACUUCCGAAAACGAGCCAUUAAUUAGGGCUUGCGAGCGGAUAUCAUUGAACGUUAACGAAAUGCGCAGCGCAGUGAACGUAAAAGGAAUAAGCGCGAGUGAGAUCAAUGCACUUCGUUUGAGCAAAUAAUAGACUAAACAUAUAAAUAGAAUACAAAUAAAAUAACACCGUGCUCGUAACGGAUCUCUGCCGAUGUUUUCUGGCCUUUUUAUUCGCGAGUUUAACGGUUUCGGCGAUUUCGACGAUCGUCUUUCCCUCGUCUAUGGUCUUUCUAACGCUGAUUUCAUCGCACGUAGCAUCAGAAAUUUCUCUUAUCGGGAAAUAUUAAAAAAUUUUCCUCUUUCUCCGUUGGAUCUAUUUUUUUUUUCCAAUUAAUAUCCCGAUAAGAGAUUACCGCCUUUAUUCAUUGUAUAAUUUACAUAAAUCCAACGUCUCGUUAAUAUUAUAGAUUUCUAUUUGUGAAAAUAGAUAAACUCGCAAACGAUUCCAUUGAAUCUCUUUCACAAUUUCAAAAGAUUAGAAAGAUACGUGCGAUGUAUUAACGCGAUUCGCCUACGUCGUUAAUCGAUCGUGUAUCGUAUCGACAACCUCAUAUCACAGUUUAACGCGCGGAGUUAUCUUCGAUCUCGCCAAUACCAUCGAUAUUAAAUAUAAUAGCUCCGUUGCAAAUUACGAACGUAAUUAAAAUUUCCGUAAGAAAAUAUCGAUUUUAAUUCAAAGCCGAGUUACAAACCGUACAACAAAUCAUUACCACUUUGCUGGAUAACUUUCAUAUUUCUAUAUUUAUAUCAUUUACACGUCGUAAUGAGGUCUCGCUUGAUAUCGAACAAUUUUAAUUAGUUAAAAAUAUCGAUCGAGCGUUCGUAGGCGAUUGUCAAAGUAAUUAAAAACGCUAACCGAUAGGACCAUGGCGAACAUUCUUUCCCAACUUAGAACCGACGUUCCUAAAUCGAUAGGAAACUUUACUCGAGAUUCGUGCAGCUACGUCAUUCUCGCCGUUGUAACAAUAAAUAGACAAAUGAUAAAUGAAAAUAUUUCGAGCGAGAGUGAAGCUUUCAAAGCACAACCUAUCGAUAUUAAAAGAAAAAAGAAAAAAGAAAAAAAAGAAAAAGAAAAAAAAAGGAAAAAAAAGAAAAAAAAAGAAAAAGAAAGAAAAAAGAAAAAAAAAGAAAAGAAAAGCGACAAAUUAGAAAUAAAAGGAGGCAAAGAAAGAGUUUAAACGUUAAAGACGUAUGAAUUUUUUCAAAAGAAAAGAAGAAAAAAAGAAAAAGAAAAAAAAAGAACAUGUAUUUUCAGUCAAAAAG
Messenger RNA from Vespa velutina, 9622 nucleotides. RefSeq names its product rho GTPase-activating protein 100F (gene RhoGAP100F). Gene Ontology annotation, biological process: signal transduction. The record is from RefSeq and is a predicted model, not a curated record. Lineage: Eukaryota; Metazoa; Arthropoda; Insecta; Hymenoptera; Vespidae. Bases 4198 to 8340 code for a protein of 1380 amino acids. The transcript has 20 exons. Gene Ontology annotation, molecular function: protein binding.